CUUAACUACGUCUACGUUGCUUUCGUUUCCUCCCACGAAUUAGUACCCUGAAAAUUUGAGUGUAGUCCGGUCUGAUCAUCUUUUUCAGCAAAUUAAGGGUCCGCACCCACAGAAAGGCAGCUGUGGGUUGGACCCGACCCGACCAGAGACCGUUCCCCAUUCAAAGCCAAAAAACAAGAAGUUACAAGAAUAAAAAGGAAAUAAAUUUUGCAGGACAUAAUUAGCAAGAUGGAAGGGACCAAAGUAAAUUGGUUGCCCAUCUUGUUUUUUGUAGUUGCUUCGAUUCUUCCCGUCCUUAGAGCUAAUAUUGCAGAGUACGAUGAGGUAUGGCGGAGGCGAGCGGCCGAGGCCUAUAACCGGACCCUGCAGGCAUACGAGCCGGACCCUCUUAAAGUAGUCAUGCACUUCAACGAGAAUGUUCAUAGGCACAUUAAGGAAUCAGGAGGAGUAGAUAUGAUGAUGUUGAACAGCACGAGGAGGCGGCUAGGAAAGAAAUACCGCGGUCCAUGCAAGGUCACCAAUCCCAUCGACGCUUGCUGGAGAUGCGACCCCAACUGGCACUUGAACAGGUUUAAGCUCGCGGAUUGCAGCUUGGGGUUCGGCAGAAAGGCCACUGGCGGUAAGGGCGGUCGAAUCUACGUUGUGACUGACCCUUCCGAUGAUGACAUUUUGACCCCCAAGCCUGGAACCCUACGCCAUGCUGUGAUCCAGGAGGAACCUUUGUGGAUCACGUUCAAGCGCAGCAUGGUCAUCACUCUAGCUCAAGAAUUGAUCAUGACAAGUGACAAGACCAUUGACGGACGUGGCGUCAAAGUCCAGAUUGCUCAUGGCGCAGGCAUCACUGUUCAGUAUGUGAGGAAUAUAAUCAUCCACAACAUCAAAAUUCACAACAUUGUGGAGAAGAAGGGUGGCAUUAUUCGGGACUCCACCACCCACAGUGGCCUCCGAACUCAAAGUGAUGGCGACGGAAUCUCAAUCUUUGGGGCCCAGGAUAUCUGGAUCGAUCACGUCUCUAUGACAAGAUGCGACGACGGGCUUAUCGACGCUAUCCAAGGGUCCACUGCCAUCACCAUCUCCAAUGGUCACUUCACUGACCACGACCACGCCAUGCUUUUCGGUGCCAACGACAAGUACCCUGGCGAUGAGAAAAUGCAAAUCACGGUUGCUUUCAACCACUUUGGGAAGAGAAUGGUGCAGAGGAUGCCAAGGUGCCGAUACGGCUUCUUCCACGUCGUGAACAAUGACUACACUCAUUGGAAGAUGUACGCCAUCGGUGGAAGCAGUCACCCCACCAUCAUCAGCCAGGGCAACAGAUACAUUGCUGAUCACCCUUACGCCAAGCAGGUGACGAAGAGAGAGUGUCCGGAAUCAGAGUGGAGGCAUUGGACAUGGGUGACAGACGGUGAUAUUUUCCUGAAUGGAGCAUACUUCCGCGCAUCUGGAGAUCAGGAUUGGCAUCACAAACACCCUGAAAAGAGCGAUGGCAUCAAGCCUGGACCAGCCACCCUCGUCGCACAAAUGACCCAGUUUGCGGGUAGACUUGAUUGCAAGAAGAAGUAUGCUUGUUAGACAGAUCUACGUAUGCCUGAUUUUUACUACUUCCACCUUAUCAAUACCAAUGGCUGCCGGCGACGACUCAUCAAGAAACGGAGUAACUACUGCAAGAAUGAAAUUACACCGUACGAAUCUUCUAUCACACUUUCAUGUCAUAUAUUGGUGUCACACCCACGCCUUCCUUUUCAAAUCAAAAAAUAGAAUUAAAUUAGGUAAUAAUUUGAAAAUGAGCCUCCAUAUAAAAUACACGCGUGGGUGUAAUGUCAAUAUAUAGCAGAACCGUGUUAUAGAAAAUCCAGAUUGAUGGAAGCAACUUCGAGAAGGAGAUAGACACAUGACAUAAAAGUUGAUAUUUCCUUUGGGGGUUUAUGUUUAAGUUAGAUAGAAUUCAAUAUAGAUUUUGUUAUUUUUCAGUUAGCUUCUACUUGUGUAUAUCAUAAUUCUAUUUCGUUUGAUUUAUUUGUUUUUGUAUGCAAUAGUGAAGUACCAGCUAGGUACGUGCAUUUCAAGAAUAUUAACGUGUGUUUUUUUUAA
This is a messenger RNA of Sesamum indicum (sesame), 2088 nucleotides long. RefSeq names its product putative pectate lyase P59. Gene Ontology annotation, molecular function: pectate lyase activity. Lineage: Eukaryota; Viridiplantae; Streptophyta; Magnoliopsida; Lamiales; Pedaliaceae. The record is from RefSeq and is a predicted model, not a curated record.